Messenger RNA from Mytilinidion resinicola, 688 nucleotides. RefSeq lists its product as uncharacterized. Bases 27 to 557 code for a protein of 176 amino acids. NCBI's taxonomy places the organism in Eukaryota, Fungi, Ascomycota, Dothideomycetes, Mytilinidiales, Mytilinidiaceae. The record is from RefSeq and is a predicted model, not a curated record. The transcript is spliced from 3 exons.
GUCACAGUUCAACGCCACCACGCAUAAUGAGUCUCAAGAUUAGCGCCAAGACUGCUGAGGCACAGGCCAGAGCUGGACUUAACUCGACUGAGUGGAAGCGGUUCCUGGCCGUCACAAAGCAAGAAGCGGAAAGACUUGCCACAGAUCAUCCGGAAUGGACUCGUUGGACUCAGGUUUAUGCAGACACCCAAGCGGAUAUCCAAGAGCGUGUGGUUAAACAGCUGCUGGAGGAGAAGAUACAUAAAAUAGAUGUUGACGUCGUUGACUGGCGCAUGACACAAGUCGUGCGGAAGGUCCAUUUGGCAAGAACUCCAUCGCACAAGGAAGCAAGCAAGCCAACCGAUCGACCCCACGAGCAGCAGCCCCCAACUGAGCAGCCAUUAGCUCCAACCAAGCCAACCGAUCGACCCCACGAGCAGCAGCCCCUGGAUGAGCAGUCUAUGACUUCAAUCAAGCCAACCGAUCGACCCCACGAGCAGCAGCCUCUGGCUGAGCAGCCACUAGCUUCAAGCAAGCCAUAUGAUCCCGUAAGAGAAAGUGCCGUGCAGAAUGGAUAAAUAGCCUAUGUAGACCCCUAAAAGAGGCUAGCGGUAGAUUAGCAAGGGGGAUGUGGCUGUCUAAAGAUUGUUUUAAAUGCCCUAAGUAGUUCGGAAUAACGCUUAUGCCGCUCUAGCAGCAGCCUCGCUUU